This is a messenger RNA of Cicer arietinum (chickpea), 1410 nucleotides long. Its product is annotated as protein DOUBLE-STRAND BREAK FORMATION. The record is from RefSeq and is a predicted model, not a curated record. Gene Ontology annotation, biological process: meiotic DNA double-strand break formation. Lineage: Eukaryota; Viridiplantae; Streptophyta; Magnoliopsida; Fabales; Fabaceae.
AAUUGAAAUGUUGAAGAUAUCGAAAUUGUUACUUAAAUCUAUAUUGGAUUAAAGGAUAAUCAUUAAUUUAAAUCAAACAAGUACCUUAACAAUACCAGAAAUAAAAACAAUAUCAUUAAGUCAACGAAUAAAAACGCUAAUUAAAACGAGGAAAUAAAAAAAACAAGGAUUAAAAUAAAAUAAGUGUAAAAAUUGUUUAGUUGAAUAUCGGAGAAGAAACAAAAUUUAGAGAAGAUGAUUUGGGAUAAAAAAUUGAAACCAAAAUGAAAUGUUGAAGUAAAGCAGGCGGCGCUUUCUAUAUUAUAUUGUUAUUAUUCUACUUUCACACACACUUUCUUCCCCGUAUUUAAGGCUAGACGAUUUCAAAUUUUGGAAGUUCUGACUCUCAGGACGUUACCUCACCCGCCAAAUUCUUAUUCCCUCUCCCUCCAAAUGUCACACUCAGUAGAACAACAACUCUCCCUCUUUCGCUACCUCAUCCAAACCAGAAGUUUCGGCGACGCCACGCUCCGAUUUCUGGAAUCGCUUUUGGUCUCCAAGGACGUGAAAUCGUCGAUCGAAGUUCGAUCCAGCUUGACGCAACUUCUCAAAUCUGAAUCACUGUCUAUUAUUCGUUCCAUCUCCGCAGAAACCGUCCACGAUAAACUUCUCGUUCUCGAAUUCUUCGUCCACGCUUUCGCUCUCGUUGGAGAUCUAGAGAGUUGUUUGGCUUUGAGAUACGAAGCUUUAAUUAUGCGGGAACUCAAAUCCGCUAGUUUUCCAUCGCUUCAAGUUUCGCCUGUUGAGUGGUUAAAUUUUGUGGAGGACGCUGUGCGAAACGGUUUUCACGCCGUUGCAGUAAAGGCAUGCGAAAAUGCAUUGUCGUACAUUGGAACUAACGAUGUUAAAAAACUUGAAAGAAACGCGCUUCCUGAAAAUUUGAAGGCUACUACAAUCAGUGAGAUUACAAGGCUCAAGAACUUUGCACUUACAUCAAUUGCUUCACGUUCUGUUCAGGUGCAAGCAACAGAGUACCUUGAAAGGAAAACAAGAGAGCGGCAAAACCUGGACUUACUCUACAAAGAAAAACGAUGUCCAGCAAGCAUUUCCUUCAGAAAUGGAAUUAAGAGACAGAAUAUGCGAAAGUUAUAUGAACGACAAAGCCUGCAGCAGGUCCAUGGGGAGUUGCAUGGACGGCAUCCAAAUUCAAGGACUAAUCAAUUUUUGACCGUGACUUCUUUUUUAUGACAAAUUACAUUGUUUGAGCAUCUGAAGUUUCAAAUUUCAGCUUGUCUAUGCAUUUGAGUGUUAAGCCUUGAUCUGUAUUUGGUGUUUUCACUUUUCACCAGUUGAAAGAACAAGUUGUUUACACCAUGUAAUAUUUGAUAAGGGAAUAAAUAAAAAUAAUACUAUGUGAUUUUCUACGGGUUA